This is a messenger RNA of Brassica oleracea var. oleracea, 1780 nucleotides long. RefSeq names its product UDP-glycosyltransferase 71B5-like. The coding region runs from base 169 to 1626 and encodes 485 amino acids. The transcript has a single exon. The record is from RefSeq and is a predicted model, not a curated record. Gene Ontology annotation, molecular function: UDP-glycosyltransferase activity. NCBI's taxonomy places the organism in Eukaryota, Viridiplantae, Streptophyta, Magnoliopsida, Brassicales, Brassicaceae.
CUGUACUUUAUUAUGGGCUUUAAUUGGCCCAAAUAAACUAUAUGGGCCAAGCUUACGUGACCCAACAAACAACUUAGAUACUGUAUAAAAACACACACACUAUUUCUGGAUAAACCAGUAAAAAGAAGGAUCCAAAACCUUUAAAGCAAAGAAGUAUCAACCAAUAAAAUGACGAUGGAGCUUGUGUUCAUCCCGUCGCCAGGAAUCGGUCAUCUCAGAUCAACCGUCGAGUUAGCCAAGCAACUAGUCAACGGCGAUGAACGUCUUUCCAUCACCGUCAUCAUCAUCCCUCGAUCUUCUGGUGGCGACGCCAGUGAUUUCGCCCAAAUCUCUUCCUUCUUCACCCCGUCUCAAGAUCGUCUCCGUCACGAGACCAUCUCCGUCGCGGAUAAUCCGACUGGGGAACGCCUCCCGACUCAAGUCUACAUCGCCAAUCAAAAGCCGCAAGUGCGAGAUGCAGUCGCGAAACUCCUCGAUCCAACGGGAGUUAACUUGCCGUCUCCGCCGCGGCUCGCCGGAUUCGUCAUCGACAUGUUCUGUAUCUCGAUGAUGGAUGUAGCUGAUGAAUUCGGAGUUCCGACUUACAUGGUGUACACAUCUAACGCUGCGUUCCUUGGAUUCUCGCUUCAUCUCCAGAAGAUGUACGACGAGAAGAAGCUCGACACGAGCGAGUUGAGUGAGUCGGUCAACGACUUGGAGGUUCCGUGUUUCAGUCGUCCUUAUCCCGUAGGGUGUCUUCCAUACAUUUUCAUCUCGAAGGAGUGGCUACCAUUAUUCCUAGCUCAAGCAAGAAACUUCCGAAAGAUGAAGGGUAUUUUGGUAAAUACCGUUGCUGAGCUGGAACCUCAAGCUUUGAACGUUUUAUCACGUGAUGAUGGUGGUGAUCUUCCUCGAGCUUACCCUAUAGGACCAGUGUUGCAUCUCCAAAACGGAUCUCGCCAUGACGACGGCGGGAAGGAGUCGGAGAUUUUGCGGUGGCUCGACGAGCAACCGGCGAACUCCGUAGUGUUCCUCUGUUUUGGUAGCUUGGGAGGUUUCAGUGAUGAACAAACUAGAGAAAUCGCCGUGGCCUUAGAUCGAAGCGGUCACCGGUUUCUCUGGUCGCUCCGUCGUGCAUCGCCGAAUAUAUUGACGGAGGGACCCGGAGACUACACGAAUCUGGAGGAGGUUCUACCGGAGGGAUUCUUGGAUCGGACGUCGGAUAGAGGGAAGGUGAUCGGGUGGGCUCCGCAAGUGGCGGUGCUAGCGAAGCCGGCCAUUGGUGGAUUUGUUACUCAUUGUGGAUGGAACUCGAUGCUUGAGAGCUUGUGGUUCGGCGUUCCGAUGGUGACGUGGCCGCUCUACGCGGAGCAGAAGGUGAAUGCGUUCGAGAUGGUGGAGGAGCUGGGAUUGGCGGUGGAGAUACGGAGGUUCAUUAGGGGAGAUUUGUUGGAGGGGGUGAUGGAGACGGUUACGGCGGAGGAUCUAGAGAGAGCGAUAACGCGUGUGAUGGAGCAAGAUAGUGACGUCAGGAACAAAGUGAAUGAGAUGGCUGAGAAGUGCCACGUGGCGUUAAUGGACGGAGGAUCUUCGAAGACGGCUUUAAGAAAGUUUAUUCAAGACGUGAUCGAGAAUGUUGUGGUCUAGGUUCAUUGGAGGGGAAGUUGAAAGGAGACGGAGUUUUGCAUGUUCACUAUGAGAUGCUUUGACUUAGUUUCCCAUGUGUUCUAUAUGUUUACAUCUCGUGAAUUCGCCCCGUAAAUGGUUUACAUGCGUAUCAAAUGCAUUAUAAAACUAUUAA